This is a messenger RNA of Paramecium tetraurelia, 474 nucleotides long. RefSeq lists its product as uncharacterized. Lineage: Eukaryota; Ciliophora; Oligohymenophorea; Peniculida; Parameciidae. The record is from RefSeq and is a predicted model, not a curated record. The transcript has a single exon.
AUGGAUGACAAUCCAAAAUUUAAACACAAUUUACUAAGAAUAUCUAAAGAGAAGAAUGCAUUUAUUGAUGAAAUAUUAAAAUUGUUUCAUUCACGAUUAGUCACAAUCAAAGAUAUCGACGUUCCUUCUUUGAAAUCGUCAGGCAAUUCGACUACAUAAUAUGAUUUGCUAAAAGCCUUCAGAGUGCAGCCAGAACAAUUUCUAUUAAUCAAAAUAAGCCUUACGUAAAUUGAUAAUGAAUCUAAUCGAAAUAAUAUUUUCUUGAUAAGAAGAUUUCUGUUUGUUAUCCAUAGCAAUUAUUGCUGGCUCUCCAAUCCAAUAACAAGAAAUAAGAGUCAUCAUCCACUCUGUUUGAAGUUAGAACUGCUGGGAGUGCCACAUAUAUUAGUCACAUAUGACCUACUAAAAGUCUAUACUUUAUUUGUUUGUAGUAUUCCAAACUAAACAUAGAAGGAUUCUAUUUGUCCAGGAUGA